AUGUCCAACAACCUCGUCCUGAUCACCGGUGGUACCGGGCACAUUGGUUUCAGAACCCUCGCCACUGCGUUGAAGUCCGGCUACCGUGUUCGAGCUGCAAUUCGAUCCGAAUCCAAGAAGAAUGACAUUCUCUCUGCGCCAUCUAUUAAAGCACUCAAUCUGACCGACGAGCUUUCCUUUAUCAUUGUAUCUGACUUGAUGAUUGACGGCGCUUACGACGAAGCCGUCAAGGGAGUGGAUUAUAUCAUUCAUCUUGCGUCGCCCAUCGUUCUCAAGGGAGAGAUCAAGCCCGAAGACUACGAAACUGCACUUGUCGAGCCUGCCGUUGCAGGAACGGUCAACAUCCUGAAAGCAGCAAUCAACUCGCCUAGUAUCAAGCGUGUUGUGAUUACAUCUUCUGUCGUUGCAAUCCUUUCUAGCGAAUACAUGUUCGAGAAGGAUGCUCCUGAUGGAGUAGUCCUCAACCACGAAUCCAGAUUGCCUACGCCCUCUGGGCCGUACCUAUCUGACUUUCACGCCUAUAACGCCAGCAAAGUUGCGGCUCUCAAUGCGACCGAGGCGUUUGUUAAAAACCAAAAACCCAAUUUCGACGUGGUGAAUAUCCAUCCAUCCUUCGUCAUCGGCAAGAACGAGCUUGUGAAAGACGCCAAGGAUAUCACAGUUGGAACUAACGCCAUUGCUAUCGCCCCCGUUCUUGGAGCUAAGUCUGAAAGCCCCAUUGUUGGAUCCAGUGUCCACGUUGAUGAUGUUGCAUUCAUGCAUGUCAAGGGUCUUGACCCCAAGGUUCCUGCUGGAAGUUAUAUUGGAAACUCUGAUGAUUACGCUGGAACUUUUUGGCAGAAUGCAACAGGGAUUGCGGCUGAACACUUUCCCAAGGCUGUGGCAAAGGGCAUUCUUCCUAACAAUGGUCUGCAGCCUACUCGGAAGAUGGGAGUGGAUGCGAGGAAGACUGAGGAAGUCAUGGGUUUCAAAUUCCUCAGUUUUGAGGAACAGGUUAAGAGUGUCGUGGGGCAUUUCCUUGAGCUGAAGGGUGAAAAGACUGAGUAA
This is a messenger RNA of Penicillium antarcticum, 1047 nucleotides long. Its product is annotated as NAD(P)-binding Rossmann-fold containing protein. The transcript has a single exon. Gene Ontology annotation, molecular function: oxidoreductase activity, acting on the CH-OH group of donors, NAD or NADP as acceptor. Lineage: Eukaryota; Fungi; Ascomycota; Eurotiomycetes; Eurotiales; Aspergillaceae. The coding region runs from base 1 to 1047 and encodes 348 amino acids. The record is from RefSeq and is a predicted model, not a curated record.